Molecule: messenger RNA, 2089 nt
Organism: Xylona heveae TC161
Lineage: Eukaryota; Fungi; Ascomycota; Xylonomycetes; Xylonales; Xylonaceae
Product: putative MFS transporter
Exons: 6
Coding region: 174-1958 (594 amino acids)
Biological process (GO): transmembrane transport
Molecular function (GO): transmembrane transporter activity
Source: RefSeq, a predicted model, not a curated record
CAAAUGCAUUGCAUUUGUAAUUGGGAAAUGACCGAAAGAGAUGAAAAGGCCGCACAAGGAUGUUUCAUCCUAUAUAUUCAUCACGGUCCUGUACCGAAAAUGGUCUCCUACUGGCAGUUCCACACGUCCUUUAAUUGCAGCAAUUGGCGCUUGAAUUAAAAUCAUAUCUUACAAUGCCUGAAACGACACCUCAAACUCUCGAUAGGCCUCUCGAUGCCACAGAAUCGUCUGAGUCUUGGCAGCUCACCUCCGUGCAGAAGCAAGAAAGGAUUCACAAGAAAGCUUCCAGCGACGACGCAGAGCCCAAGUACAAAUAUCCAUCGGGGCUUCCUCUUUACCUUAUCCUUACAUCAGUUACGCUGGCUUAUUUCCUAUUUUUUCUGGACCUUGCUGUCAUUUCCACAGCUACUCCUGCCAUUACCUCCCGGUUUGACUCUCUGGUCGACGUCGGCUGGUAUGGUGGAGCCUAUCAGCUUGGAAGUGCAGCGUUCCAACCCUUGAGCGGCAAACUAUACAGUCAAUUUUCCACAAAGGCGUGUCUUGAUCUAUAUUCCCUCUACCUGUCUCCCCUCCUCUCCUGGACAUUCCUUGCCUUCUUCUUCGUCUUUGAGGUUGGGUCUGCCAUAUGCGGAGCGGCCCAGUCGUCACCCAUGUUCAUCAUCGGCCGUGUCAUCUCGGGCGUGGGCUCUGCUGGGGUGGCCAACGGUGCUCUGACAACCAUUGCCGCCGUCCUCCCAACAAGGAGACAACCACUUUUCAUGGGGCUCAACAUGGGCAUGGGCCAGCUGGGACUUGCGACGGGCCCCAUCAUCGGAGGUGCUUUCACCUCAAACGUGUCGUGGCGAUGGUGCUUUUAUAUCAAUCUCCCUUUGGGCGGCGUCGUCGGCGGUUUUCUUCUCUUCAACAAUAUACCUGAACCGAAACCCAAGCGUCCAGCUCUAGAGGUUCUCGGCACGGCCAUUAAGUCUCUGGAUCUCCUUGGAUUCUUUCUCAUCUGUCCCGCGGCCGUCAUGUUCCUCCUGGGUCUGCAGUAUGGCGGUAACCAAUAUUCAUGGGACAGUUCGGUUGUAAUUGGCUUGCUAGCUGGGGCUGCCGUCACCUUUGGCUUGUUUCUGGUCUGGGAGCAUCGUCAGGGUGACGGGGCCAUGGUGCCAUUUGCCAUGCUCAAACACCGCGUCAUCUGGUCGACUGCAAUGACCAUGUUUUUCAGCCUUUCCAGUGUCCUCGUGGCUGAUUUCUACAUUGCAAUCUUUUUCCAGGCGAUCCGCGAUGAUUCGCCAUUGAUGAGCGGCGUGCACAUGCUCCCAAUCACACUUGGGUUGGUCAUGUUUACCAUGGUCUCUGGCGUCUUGAUCUCUGUUUUGGGCUACUAUCUUCCAUUCAUUCUUGUGGGAGCCUCCAUAUCGGCUAUUGGCUAUGGGCUCUUGUCACAACUAAGUCCGACGACCUCCGUUGCAAAAUGGAUCGGAUACCAGAUUCUUUACGGUGUCGGAAGCGGUUGCACAGCCGCGGCUCCCUACAUCGCCAUACAAAACCUCGUACCUGCGGAGCAGAUCCCCCUCGCGAUGGCCAUUAUAAUUUUUAUGCAAAAUAUAGGAGCCGCCACCUCUUUGAUCGCUGCAAACGCCAUAUUCAGCAACAGCCUUCGACACCAGCUUCAGCAGCGCUCUGAACAAAUUGGCCAUGCUCCGGAUAUCAUCGUCUCCGCCGGGGUUCGCUCCAUUCGUAAGCUGGUAUCUGGAUCACAGCUAGUUGCUGUGCUCGCGGCCUACAGCAAAAGCAUCGAUCACGUCAUGUACCUUGGUCUCGGUGUCAGCGUUGCCGUCUUGGUAUUCGCUUGGGGGCUUGGAUGGAAAGAUAUUCGCAACGUCAAGGAUCUCAAGGCCAUUACCGACGGCUCUUCUGAAAAAGAGGAUAAACAGCCAACGUCAGAUGAAGUAGUAAUGGACAAUAAUUAGGGUAGUGGCGAACGAUGGGUUGGACAAGACAUUUACUGCCGUUUUGUCAGAAAAUAAGUCUGUAGACAGUCGGAACAAGAUCAGAGCAAUGUAGAUCUAUAUGGUAGUAUACAAGACUCAUUACUGAGGAC